AUUUAAGAAACCCCCAAAUGCUAUUCCAGAAAUUUCAGACUCGGCAUCUCCGUCACCGACUUCCUUCUUCUCUGUCUACUCCCUCAGCUACACUCACCAAGCCACCAAAAAGAUCCUUUAACUAGCUCAGAGAGACAGAGAGAGAGAGACUUGAAAAGCUCAAUAGGCUUCGUGUUCACACCUCUCCAUCAAUGGCAGUUCCAUUUACAGCUCUGUCGAACAUUGGCUCGUUCUCAUGCUCUCGAAGCCUCUCGCAGAUGAACCUUGUAAGCCCCUCCUGUACUUCUAAAAAGCUUCCAGCUUCUACAUUGCCCUCAGAUACGUCAUCAUCGUUGUUAUCGUCGUCGAGCUUGCUCUCCAGGUCGUUGCGUCUCGUUCCCCUCCCGUACUCGUCUGGGACUUCAUUUCAGAGGAAAACUGGCAAUCCUAGCUCGGUUCGGGCCAUUGCUGAGGUUGCAGAAUUACAAUCAAAAGUAACCCAGAAAGUAUAUUUUGAUGUAAGCAUUGGGAAUCCAGUGGGAAAGCUUGCUGGAAGGAUUGUGAUAGGAUUGUAUGGAGAUGAUGUUCCCCAAACUGCAGAGAACUUCCGUGCUCUUUGCACAGGAGAGAAAGGCUUUGGCUUCAAAGGCUCCUCAUUUCAUCGUGUCAUCAAGGACUUUAUGAUUCAAGGAGGAGACUUCGAUAAAGGAAAUGGAACUGGUGGUAAAAGUAUAUAUGGCCGUACAUUCAAAGAUGAGAAUUUCAAGUUGUCUCAUAUUGGACCUGGAGUUCUUAGCAUGGCAAAUGCAGGCCCAAACACCAAUGGGAGCCAAUUCUUUAUAUGCACCGUCAAGACACCGUGGCUGGAUCAAAGGCAUGUAGUGUUUGGGCAAGUUUUGGAGGGCAUGGACAUAGUUAAGCUGAUUGAGUCACAAGAGACUGAUAGAGGUGAUCGGCCCAGAAAGAAGGUGAUCAUCAGCGAAUGUGGUGAGCUUCCUGUGGUCUGAGGUGGAAUCUCAUCAGUUCUCGGUUUUCAUUAUUCCCCUUCUUUUAUCUGGGGCCGGUUCUCCCAAUUUAGAGAGCUUUUUAUGAGGCUUUAUUGAACCCCCAACAGUUUCUUGUUUGAUUUUUGUUUUAGUUUUGAGGUUAGAGAAAUUGAGAAGUUUGAACCGUGUUGGUGUGUUGAACAAUGAACAAUUCUAUACCAGAGGGAUGAAAGGAUGUAUUUUUAAUAAAAUGAAAGUUCCAUGAAAAGAUGGCAUUACUAGAA
Camellia sinensis is the source of this 1249-nucleotide messenger RNA. Its product is annotated as photosynthetic NDH subunit of lumenal location 5, chloroplastic. The record is from RefSeq and is a predicted model, not a curated record. NCBI's taxonomy places the organism in Eukaryota, Viridiplantae, Streptophyta, Magnoliopsida, Ericales, Theaceae. Gene Ontology annotation, molecular function: peptidyl-prolyl cis-trans isomerase activity; cyclosporin A binding. Gene Ontology annotation, biological process: protein peptidyl-prolyl isomerization; protein folding. Gene Ontology annotation, cellular component: cytoplasm.